AGGCUCGGUCCUCGCUGGUCUUUCCUCCCAGUGGGGUCCUGUCACAGUGCCCUGGGCCUCCACUACCACAGCCCUGGGAUUCCUGGUCCCCGGCGGGGCCAGCGGUUGGGAAGGGUUGGCCCCUAAACUUGCUCAUCCAGCCCAACCGUCCCGGCGGCUUCUCCCAGCCCUUGGGGCUGUCCUGAACCUCCUGGACAAGCGUCCCAGAUCCCGCCUCCUCGCCAGCCCAGCCCUGGAAAGAAGAUUUCGGCCCAUGCGGGCCAGGGAGGCCUCUGCGGCCUAGGGCAGGCAGCUCCGGGGGCCUGGCCAACCCAGCGGCCCCUGGGAGGCCGUGGGGACAGUUCAGAGCGCGCCCCUUGGAUGAGGUCCCGCAGCGACGCCCCGGCCCGCCCCUCUCCUCCUCCUGCCUGGCCAAACUGCCUCCCAUUUGGGAAGUUUUGUGGGUUUUCUUUCUCCUCCAACCUUGGCGGAGACCACUGCUCAAGCGCCACAGCCGGGGGUAGCCUCCUUGCUUGGAGGCCGCGAAGCAUGGUGCGGGGCAGCCACCGCUGAAGUCAGCGAAAUCGAGCCUGGCCUGAAGCAGGCGGCGCUGGAGGCCAAGGCCAUGGCCAUUGCCACGUCGGCCCAGCUGGCCCGGGCACUGUACGACAACACUGCCGAGUCUCCCCAGGAGCUGUCCUUCCGCAGAGGGGAUGUUCUACGGGUACUGCAGAGGGAGGGUGCUGGCGGACUGGAUGGCUGGUGCCUCUGCUCCCUGCAUGGCCAGCAGGGCAUUGUGCCUGCCAACAGAGUGAAGCUUCUUCCUGCUGGCCCAGCGCCCAAGCCUAGCCUCUCCCUGGCACCCUCCGCCCAGCCUGGCUCACCACACCCAACCCUAGAGCACAGCAAUGAGGAACAGGAGGUGUAUGUGGUACCACCCCCAGCUCGCCCCUGUCCUGCCUCAGGACCUCUGACUGGACCCUGCCCACCCUCCCCUGACUCCAUCUACAAGGUCCCCAGAGGCAAUGGGACCCAACUGUCCACUCCCAGAGAUGCCUUGGAGGUCUAUGAUGUGCCCCCCACUGCCUUCCGAGCUCAAUCCAGUGACCCCUAUGACUCCCCAGCUUCCUUUUCUCAUCCACUGGCCCGGGUUGCCCAGCAGCACCCUGGGGAAGAUGAAGCUCCCUAUGAUGUACCUCUAGCCCCAAAACCAGAGCCAGAUCUGGAGUGGGAAGGGGGCCGGGAACCAGGGCCCCCACUCUACGCUGCCCCCUCCAACCUGAAACGGGCAUCAGCCCUCCUCAACCUGUAUGAAGCACCCGAAGAACUGCUGGCCAACGGGGAAAGUGGGGACACUGAUGAGGGCAUCUAUGAUGUGCCCCUGCUGGGUCCCGAGGCACCCCCUUCUCCAGAGCCCCCAGGAAACUCGGCCUCCAACGARCUGGACACCCUGGCCCAGCUCCUGGCCAGAAGCCCUCCACCACCACACAGGCCUCGGCUGCCCUCUGCUGAGAGUCUGUCCCGGCGCCCUCUGCCUGCCCUGCCUGUCCCUGAGGCUCCCAGCCCUUCUCCGGCUCCCUCUCCUGCUCCAGGCCGCAAAGGCAGUAUCCAGGACCGGCCUCUGCCUCCACCCCCACCCCGCCUGCCUGGCUUUGGGGGUCCCAAGGUCGAGGGGAAUCCAGAGGACAGGGAAGUGGAGGAUGAUCCAGCAGGACCCCACAAUGAGUAUGAAGGCAUCCCAAUGACUGAGGAGUACGACUAUGUUCACUUGAAGGGCAUGGAUAAAGCUCAGGGAUCUAGGCCCCUGGAUAAAGCCUUUCCAGAGGAUCCUGAACUGCAGGAGAAGGGACUGCCUGAGCAGCAGGAGGCCCCAUCCCCAGGGGAACCACUGGUUCUGUCCACCGGAGACCUACAGCUCCUGCACUUCUAUGCAGGGCAGUGCCAGAGCCACUACUCAGCGCUACAGGCGGCUGUGGCAGCCCUGAUGUCCAGCACCCAGGCCAAGCAGCCCCCAAGUCUCUUCGUGCCCCAUAGCAAGCGGGUUGUGGUGGCUGCUCACCGUCUAGUAUUCGUUGGGGACACCCUGGGUCGGCUGGCAGCCUCUGCCCCUCUGCGAACACAGGUGGGGGCUGCAGGUACAGCGCUGGGCCAAGCUUUGCAGGCCACUGUGCUGGCUGUUAAGGGGGCUGCCCUGGGCUAUCCCUCAGGCCCUGCAGCCCAGGAGAUGGCACGGUGUGUGGCAGAACUGGCAGGGCGAGCCCUGCGAUUCACCACCCUGCUCACCAGCCUGGCUGCCUGAGGGUCUGUUGGCACAGCCUUCCCCUCCCCUGCCUGGUCAGAGCCUCCACACACUCAGGUCUUGGGUGGAUGGAGGGCUGUUUCAGGGAAGGGGAGGUCUCUUCCCCCUCCCCUUCCCCUUUCAGUCAUCUCAGCCUCUCACAGAGGCAUCUCUUUCCCCUAAUCCACAGCUUUUUGUAUGAGAGCCAUUUUGUAUAAAUUAUUUAUAUUUAAUGUUAUUCCCUGCUUUGUCAGGGCCAGGCACCAGGUCCUCUGAGGCAGGGAUGAACUGAACCCUCCUCCUCACCAGCCAGGGUUAGAGGUCACUGCACUGCCUCCUGCCUCUGGAAAUUUGGGACACCAAGAAUCAAGUGGCAGGAACUUGGGACCACACAGAGUCUCUCUCCCUUCCUGUUUCUUGGUUCCUGAACACCAAUUCCUCAYUUAGCCGAGAAUGAGAGAAGGACAUUGACUGCCCAGAAUAUGAAGGUCUGGGAGACAUCAGAAGACUCCUCCCCUCAAAAGGCAGGAAUGUUGGCCUG
Messenger RNA from Urocitellus parryii (Arctic ground squirrel), 2798 nucleotides. It is a transcript of the gene Efs, whose product is annotated as embryonal Fyn-associated substrate. Gene Ontology annotation, molecular function: protein binding. Gene Ontology annotation, biological process: cell surface receptor protein tyrosine kinase signaling pathway; cell migration. Lineage: Eukaryota; Metazoa; Chordata; Mammalia; Rodentia; Sciuridae. The record is from RefSeq and is a predicted model, not a curated record. Gene Ontology annotation, cellular component: cytoplasm; plasma membrane; focal adhesion.